AUGAACAUUGUGGGAAAACUCAGUUUAAUGAUACUGUGGAGUAUAUUCAUGCUUCAUUCACUGCUGUCCUCUUUGCAAGGAUCUUAUUGCAAGCUUUCUCUUUUGAGAAGAGAUUCAAGAAAUGACUUUAAUGCAACAAGAGAGAAAAGAGAUCUCGUAACAGCCGAGAUUCAAGCUUCCUCUGCUCUGUCACACCUUCAUGGGACCUUGACACGGAGUCCUCCAGGAGGUUCAUGUUCCCUGGAGUGCCUUAAUGGAGCAGCCUGCACAGAGGCAGGUGACUGUGACUGUCAGUUAUUUCAGGCUCAAGGAAGCAGAUGCCAAAUUGUACCCAACACUGGUAAGGACCGAGAUGGGAUUUGCAAAUCGUGGGGACAGUAUCAUUUUGAAACAUUUGAUGGCAUCUACUACUACGUCCCAGGAAAUUGCUCCUAUAUUUUUGCAAAAGACUGCAGUACUCCAGAACCACAGUACACUGUUUGGGUUCAUAACAGUCCUCACUGUUAUGGUUCUGUAUAUACUUGUCAGAGGUCCAUCAGCUUGUUUUUUUCAAACCAAGAAGAAAUAAUUAUUUCAGGACAUGAAGUAAGAAAAGAUGGAAUCAGAUUAGUUUUGCCUCAGACAAUUGGAAAUGCUUUCUUUGAGAGACUGGCUGACUAUAUACUGGUGAAGACCACCUUUGGUUUUUCUCUUGCUUGGGAUGGAAACUCUGGUAUUUAUAUCAAGCUGACAGAAGAUCAAAAGGGAAAACCUUGUGGCCUCUGCGGAGAUUUUAAUGGCAAUAAACAUGAUGACCUGAAACUACAAAACAAUGAAUAUACAGAAGACAUUGCUGAAUUUGCAAAUAGCUGGGCUGUGCAAACUGCAGAUGAUGUAGCUUGUGUACCUACUGCCUCAAAUUUUUCCAGUCCUUGCUCAGCUGAUGCAGAAUCCACUGAGGACAUAUUCUUCAAGUGCCAAAUAUUCCUACAGUUUCCUUUUCUCAGCUGUCAUGAAAGCAUAGAUCCAUAUUCUUAUAUUUCUAGCUGCAUGAAUGAUCUUUGCAGAGCAGAUGAUGAUGAAACAUACUGCAGGGCGGUGACAGAGUACGCUAGAGCAUGCUCUCACGCUGGGUCCCCAGUGCGGGACUGGAGGGAUGACUUUCCUGCCUGUACUGAGAAGUGUGAAGACAGCUUUGUACACCGUGACUGCAUCAGUUGUUGUCCACCAACCUGCACAUUUGAAAAAGACUGUCUUGGCAGCAACCUACACUGCUUAGAUGGCUGUUACUGUCCAGAUGGUCUCAUUAUGGAAAAUGGAACCUGUAUCUCUGUGUCGAAUUGUCCUUGUAUUUAUCAUGGAACUGCCUUUCCUGUAGGCUCAAAAAUUGAACAAGAAUGUAGCAACUGUAUUUGCAUUGGUGGCAUUUGGAACUGCACUGAUCAUGAUUGUCCAGCUGAGUGCUCUAUAACAGGUAGCUCUCACUUCACAACAUUUGAUGGACGUCAUUUCACCUUUCUUGGGAUUUGCCAGUACAUUUUGGUAAAAGGCACUGGGAAAAACAAAUUCACAAUAACUUUACAGAAAGCACCUUGUGGACAGAACUUUGACCACGCCUGCAUUGAGUCUAUAACUCUAGUCCUUGAAGAUGAUGUGAGCAAACAAGUAACUCUCACGAGAUAUGGUCAAGUCCAAACUGGCCCUAACCAAGUUUUUAACCUUAAUGGCGCUAUUGAAAUUCAGAAUGUAUCUUCUUUUUUUGUUCAACUGAAAACUAGUUUUGGUUUGAAGAUACUAUUUGCUAAAGAUGGAGAGAGGAUCUAUGUUCAAGUUGAUAUUGGCUGGAAGAGAAGAACAUUAGGACUAUGUGGAACAUACAACGGGAAUUUAAGAGAUGAUUUUCUCUCUCCAGCAGGGAUGAUAGAAGGGACCCCGCAACUUCAUGCAAAUGCAUGGAAGGUUUCCUCAGCUUGUUCUGUGCCUAUCAACAUUCCUGUGGUUGAUCCCUGCAAUGUUAAUCAGCAAAAUGCUGGGUAUGCAUCUCACUGUGAUAUCAUCAACCAAGAAGUUUUUGCUCCCUGUCAUGCCUACAUCAGUCCAGGGUUAUACUACCAGCAAUGCCGCUUUGACGCGUGCAAAUGCGGAAGCAGCUGUUUGUGUAAUGCUUUGGCACACUAUGCUUACGUGUGUGGCAAGCACGGCAUCGUCGCUGACUUCAGAUCUCAUAUUUCUUACUGUGCUGUGAUGUGUCACGGUGGUAUGCUUUAUCAUCAGUGUUCUUCUUUUUGUAAACAUUCCUGUGCUUCACUUUCUAUGGCAAAUAUCUGUGGUGAUGACUGUGCAGAAGGAUGUAAUUGUCCCGAUGGGAAAUAUUUUGAAGAGUCGGUCAACUUCUGUGUGUCGAUAUCUGCCUGUCAUUGUCAUUACAAGGGCAAAGUCCUCCAGCCUGGAGAAAUCCUCCCUACACCAACAGGCUCCUGUCAGUGUUUAAACGGAACAGUGAAAUGUAUUGAAGCCACUACAGAAAAUACAGUUCACAUAUGCCCUGAAGGAAAAGUCUACUAUGACUGCAGAUCUCCUGUGCCUGGAUUACCAGCAGCGGGUGUGAAUUGCGGGAUCUCUUGUGCGAACCUUGCCAUGAACUUCUCCUGUGUCCCCUCACCACCCUGUGGAAGUGGCUGCAUUUGCCCCCCUGGGAUGGCUGAGCACAGAGGGAAAUGUUAUAUUCCUGACAGCUGUCCAUGCACCUGGAAAGACAGGGAAUUUCUGUCAGGAGAAGUGAUAGCUACACCAUGUUACACCUGUGUUUGUCGGAAAGGGAUAUUCAAUUGUACUAGUUACCCCUGUCCUGCUGUAUGCACUGUUUAUGGAGAUCGACAUUAUUAUACCUUUGACGGAUUAGAAUAUGACUAUAUCAGUGACUGCCAAGCUUACCUGCUAAAGAGCACAGAUAACUCAAAUAUAUCUAUAAUUGCUCAGAACAAAAAGUGCUUUGACAAUGAUAUUGUUUGCUCAAAGAAUGUUUUCAUCACGGUUGGAGACACUGAGAUUUAUUUUAGUGAACUUUCUGAGAAGCAGACCUUAAGGGGAAAGGAAAACAAAUCUAACUAUCAGCUUUGGAAGGCUGGAUAUUAUACUGUGAUACACUUUCCAGAUCAAGAUAUUACGAUUCUGUGGGAUAAGAAGACAAUGAUGCAUAUUAAAGUUGGACCUCGAUGGAAGGGUAAACUGGCAGGUUUGUGUGGGAAUUUUGACAAAUAUACUUCAAAUGAUCUGACUACCUCAAACAACAUGGAGGUGAGAAAUGCACAGGUGUUUGGAGACAGCUGGGUAUUAGGACAGUGCAAGAGCCCAAAUGAAACAUUAAGGCCAUGUGAGGUACAUCAGAGCAAGUUCCCUUAUGCCAAAAAGGAAUGCUCAAUUUUAUACAGCGAUGUUUUUGCACCUUGUCGCAAUGUGAUUGAUGUGACUUCUUUUGUCAAAAAUUGUCACACAGAUACGUGCAACUGCAAUCUUGGUGGGGACUGCGAGUGCUUGUGUACCAGUAUUGCAGCUUAUGCUCACAAGUGCUGCCAGCAAGGAGCACCGAUUCACUGGCGAUCUCCUUCCCUCUGUGCUUAUGACUGUGAUUAUUACAAUCAAGGUCUUGGUGAAGGACCCUAUAUUUUGGCAAGUUACGGACAGAAUGACACAAUUAUAGGAGCUAAUAUAUCUAGUAGAAGGAUAUUUCCCCUGCCUAGAGCUGGAGCAUAUGGAAAUGUAUUUUUCAGCUUCAUGAUAACUCCAGGGCUUUUCAAAGAUAAAGAUUUAUCUCUCUCUCUCGUUUCCCUUGAAUCUGCUGAAAGACCAAACUACUUUCUGUAUGUACAUGACAAUGAAACCGCUGGGUUGGAGCAGUGGCAGGCAAGUGACUCCUUUCAGAGACGAGCCACCUUCUUCCACCACCAGGGCCUCUGGAGUCCAGGGCUCAGCGCCUUUGAACUGCACAGUAAAAAAGGCUUUUUCAUCAUUCUCACCUCAUCUGGUGUUAAAGUGGCAAAGUAUGAUGAUUCAGAAGAAUUCAAACGUUUGAGUAGCUUUAGUAUUGAAGAACUCCGUGCCUCUGUGCCUUAUAGAAGAAUGUGUGAGUGGCGAUAUGAAUCUUGUGCUAAUCCUUGUGUUAAAACCUGUAGUGAUCCUGAAGGAAUAGCAUGCAAAUUCCUUCCUCCGGUUGAAGGAUGCUUGCCAUACUGUCCCAAAAACAUGAUCCUUGAUGAGGUCACACUUAAAUGUGUUUAUCCAGAAGACUGCAUACCUUUGGCACCUACAGAAUCAGCAAUUGGAACAAAACCUUCAUUGCUAAUCUCUCACACGGGAAAACAGAGCUCUUCGGUAAGUUCUUCAGAAGAUGGAACAAUAUCAGCCAUAUCUGCUGGAAUCAUCACUCAAUCCACUACACCAACAAUCAAGAACACAACAGUGAAUGCUACAUCCUUAAAAGUGCCUUAUAUUUUUGCAAAAAUACCACCUAGCUCUUCAAGCAGUUUUGCUUCUGUCACUACUGUGGCCUCUAGCAUUACUACAAAAACCACUGAUUCUUUUGUUGCCGAUUUGGAGUUUUAUAUGGCUUCAGCUUCAGUUCCUACCACCACAGAAACAUCCAUGCAUGUGUCACACAGAUCUUUAUUUACACCUGCAGUGACUCAGGUUUCACAGAGCACUAAAGAGACUCCAAAAAUUAUGAUUAUGAAAACAACUGGUACUACAAGUCCAUUAUCACAGACAAAGAGUACCUCACUUGCAGCUUCAGAAGUUAAAUAUGCAACCUCAUUUGAAAGAACUGGGGAUGUUUUAGAAAGUGGUCAGAUUUCACAUGAGCAAAGAAAUGUUACCAAGACAAAGUCAACCACAACUGAGAAAUCUUCCCUGUCUUAUUUGACAGUAUCUCCAGUUCAGAGUUCACCUUUCCCAAGAAACAUAACCACAGUAAAAAAUCUCUCUGCUUCUGGAGUCCCAGAUGUAAUAAUAUCAGAUUGGUCAAAUAUCCCAACACAGAAAUCCAUUAAACCUUAUUUCAGUUUAACAGAGCCCACAGAGCUUCAGACCAGAACUGUAGUAGAUUUAUCUCAUUCUAGUGGUGGAAUGUCUCUGCCUUCCUCUCCAGAGCCUGUGGAAACACUAAGUUCUCUGGCAAGCACAGAAACAAUGAAGGCUUCCUUUGGUACAAUGAUGCAUACACUGAUGUCUACAUCUUCUGAAUGUGUGCCAAGAUACCUUGAACCUGUUGACAAAUGUAGCCACUAUGUAUGUGUUAAUAUGGAUUGGAUAUUAUACAACCUUUCAAGGAACUGCCUUAAGGAUGUGCAGAAGCCAGACUGUGGUUUUCGAGGAAUGCCGGUUCAAGUUAACUCUGAUAGUUGUUGCCCAGAAUGGGAAUGUCCUUGUCAAUGUUCUGUACUGUCUGAACUGAGUGUUAUCACAUUUGAUGGAAACAACAUAGCCCUCUGUAAUAUGGCUUCCUACAUUUUAGUCAAGUUACCAGGAGAAAUUAUUGUUGCUCAUAUUGAAAAAUGUCCUGCUAAUCAGAGUGCAAAUUCAAUAAGAAAACUAGUUCCCCCUGCAAGCACUUCGGGGCUCUGUUUUAAGAAAUUAAAUGUAACAACAGGCACAUAUCAAUUACUUAUCAAUCGUUUAGCAAGAAAAGUAGUAGUGGAUUCUGUAGUUCAAUCAUUACCAUUUUCAAAGGAAGGACUGAGUAUUCAGGAUACUGGUGCAAUAUAUAUUGUUAAUACCCCAGCUGGUAUUAGCAUCAAGUGGGCUCACAUUACAGGCAUCAUCGAUAUACAGUAUGGAUUACACUCUAACACAUCCAUGAAGACAGAAGGACUUUGUGGGGUGUGUAAUGGAGACCCUACUGAUGAUCUGAAAAUGCAAAACAGGACCAUAAUUACAAACAUGGAGGAAAUUGAAGUGUUCAUUAGGAGUUGGGAAAUUGAGAAAUCACUUGAUGUAACAACCCGGAGGCCAGUAAGAAACUGUACUGAAGAUAACUGUACAUACUGUAUGGGACUGUUGAAUGGAAGCACUUUCAUCCCUUGUCAUAAGAAAGUGUCACCACGGGAGUUUUGUGAGAAAAUGUGGAUCAACAGUACCAAUUUUUGGAAUUAUGAGUGUGAUGCACUUUCUGCAUAUGCGGCUUUAUGCAACAAGCACAACAUCUGCAUUAAAUGGAGGACACCUGAUUACUGUUCACUGAGUUGUCCCGAGGGCAAGGAAUACCAGCCUUGUGUGCAACCCUGUGAAGCCAAGACAUGCUUGAAUAAAUGGUUCUAUGAAGAUUCUCCCUGUUCCUACUUAAGGGAGGACUGUGUUUGUAGAAAUGGCACUAUUCUGCAUAGAACAGACUCUGACCUCUGUAUACCAGAAGAAAAAUGUACAUGUACAGAUAACAAAGGACAACCCCGCUCUGCUGGGGAGAUCUGGAAUGGGUCCAUGAGAGGCUGUUGCAUGUACAACUGUUUAGAAAAUGGAAGCAUUGUUUCUGUAGAACCUGAAUGCAAUGAGGAUCCACUACCGGUCUGUGAAAGAGAAGGGGAAGUUAUUGUCCAUGUCAUCGAAGAAAAAGCUUGCUGUCCAAAGAAAGUUUGUGAAUGUAACAUCUCAUUGUGUGACACCAUUAUUCCAACAUGCAAACCCAGUGAAAAAUUAGUGGCAGGUUACCAUCCCCUGUCCUGCUGUCCACAGUACCGAUGUGAAUGUGAUCCUUCAGCUUGUUUCAAUGCUUCCCACCUGGACUGCAGAGAAGAUCAAUUUAUUGUGGAAGCAAAACAGGAAGAUCCCUGUUGUUUCUCUUACCUGUGUGUUUGUGAAUCCUGUAUUGAGCCUGUUCCCUUGUGUAAUGAGGGGGAAAUUCUCACUGUAGACCUUAAUACCAUACAUUACUGUUGUCCUCAUUACUACUGUGUUUGUGAUGAAAAUCUUUGUCCUGAGCCUCCUAUGAAUUGCACAGAUGAAAUGACACUUGUGAAGGAAAAAAUACCGGGGCAGUGUUGUCCAGAAUGGCACUGUGAAUGUAGCUGUGAAAACGCUACUAUGCUGACCUGUAAAUUGGGAGAAGUUAAAAAAAUAGAUAGUAAUGUUUCCAGUGCUUGUGGAUGCACUCACUACAUUUGUGAGAAGGAUGAUGUGUGCAUCUUCCAAGAGGUCACGGUACUGAAUCCUGGACAGUCAGUGAUUCAGUUCUUGGGUGGAGACCUUUGUUACACUGUACAGUGCUUACAAGAAAAAGAUCAGAACACAGGAUACAAUGCAAUGCAUUUUACAAUGGUGAACUGUUCCCAGCAAUGUGAAGCUCAUCAAAUAUACAUUCCUUCCUCCAGUCACCAUACUUGUUGUGGUACCUGUCAAGACAUGUCCUGCUCUUUUCACACUGAGAAUGGAACACUAAUCAUGUAUGAGGAAGGCAGCACCUGGACCUCCAACUGCACUAACUACAAGUGUGCAAAGACUGCUGCAGGGGCUGUCAUACUGGGAUCAAGUGUUGUCUGCCCCCCUUUUAAUGACACCGAGUGUACAAAGAACGGAGGAAUUGUGCAGAUGUAUAAUGAUGGCUGCUGCAAGACCUGCAAAAAGGAAGAAAGGAUUUGCCAGAAAAUAACAAUCAGGACAACCAUAAGAAAAAGUGACUGUAUAAGUCAAAGCCCGAUAAAUGUGGCUUCUUGUGAUGGAAAAUGCCCAUCUGCAACAAUCUUCAAUGUCAAUAUCGAUACCCAUUUAAGAUUCUGUAAAUGUUGUCGAGAAAAUGGAACGCGUAAUCUGACUGUGCCACUACGCUGCUCAGGAAAUGGCACUGAAAUUAUGUAUGUCGUUCAAGAGCCUAUAGAAUGCUCAUGCCAAUGGAACUGAACACUACUGUGGAUAUGAUUUCAUCUGUAGAAGUAAAAGGAGUUUCUUUUCACCAAACUUUUUUUGAUGUUGGAUAACUAUAGUACAACCGCAGGGAUAAAAAAAACAGAUGUGCUCAGUUCUGCUUUAUAAUGCAAUUUUUCACAGAUUUAGUAAAGAUGAUGUUCUACGUUCUUCACAUUUUCUUUUGAAGUACUGGCAUAUAUAGAAAGAAAAAUAUAAAUAAUUUUGAAAAAGGUAUAAUUUAGCCAUCAUUUAUUUCUACUCAGUGGGCUUUCUGACAAGCUGUUGAAAGCUGGUUAAGGCCUGUUUCCAGUUGGAUUGUGGCUAUCUAUUAAAGUUCAGAAUUUCUCAGUGGUUCUUUUCCUUGUACUCAGAAACUUCUUGUUGUGAACCAUCAUUGCUCUCAUGUUUAAAUGGGAGUUUGAUAAUGACUGAAUAAAAUAGUGGGUUAAACCGAAA
Messenger RNA from Pezoporus flaviventris, 8325 nucleotides. RefSeq names its product otogelin like (gene OTOGL). Bases 1 to 7863 code for a protein of 2620 amino acids. Gene Ontology annotation, biological process: L-arabinose metabolic process. NCBI's taxonomy places the organism in Eukaryota, Metazoa, Chordata, Aves, Psittaciformes, Psittacidae. Gene Ontology annotation, molecular function: alpha-L-arabinofuranosidase activity; protein binding. The record is from RefSeq and is a predicted model, not a curated record. The transcript is spliced from 58 exons. Gene Ontology annotation, cellular component: extracellular matrix.